Messenger RNA from Cajanus cajan (pigeon pea), 891 nucleotides. The record is from RefSeq and is a predicted model, not a curated record. Lineage: Eukaryota; Viridiplantae; Streptophyta; Magnoliopsida; Fabales; Fabaceae.
AUGCCUCGUACAAGAAGACAUGUUGUGGCUAGGUGUCGAUCCACACCGAAUGAAGAAAACAAUUCCUCCAUGGGCACUCAUCAAAGUGUAGAGGUUCAACUACCUCAAAGUGAGCCCAUGCCAAACAUUGAAUCAUCUUCUCAAGAUGACAUACAUGCUACUUCGCCCACUUGCACCGGAUCUAGGAGGUCGACACACCAUGAAUCUGAUGUAGUUGAAGAUUCAUCAGUGGCUCAGAAAAAAUCCCCUACCUAUUGGAAUGUUAAUGUUAUUAAUGAGGAAGGUGUUGUUAGGCAAACACGUUUAAGGGUGCAAGAUGUGUUUGCAUCACGUGAUGCCACUAAGGUGUGUACCAAGUGGAAUGCUGAAGGUCAACCAAUAGGAGAGUAUGUUGGUUUAUUAGCAGGAUUUUUGGGUGAAAUUGCAAAAUUUGAUGUAAAUGAUCAAGAGCAUAAGAAAUAUAUCUUAGCUAACUUGGGAAAGAAAUGGAGGGAUACUCGAUGUAGGUUGUUUCACAAAAAUUAUAACUGGAAGAUUUCUGUGGAAGAAAAUUGUCAGAUGCACCCACCAGAUAUUGACCAAGAUCAUUGGAGGCUUUUUGUACAAUUUAGGACAAGUCCUAAACAAAUGGAGAUAUCUGAUAAAAAUGUAGCAAACCGUGAAAAGCUAUUGAUCCCACACACUCUAGGAUCAAAGACAUUAGCAAGAAAAAAGGAUGAGUUGGAGACUUCUUCUGAGAAUGAGGCAUUCUUGAAAGUGUUUAGAAAGGGGCAUCCCGGAUAUGUUCGAGGCAUGGAACUUGGGGUAACUCUGACUCAAAUCAUUGGAUCAUAUUCUUCCUCUACAAGGUCUGGAUCUUCAUCAGAUGCAGCCACGAUAGCACAAUUGUAA